Messenger RNA from Rana temporaria (common frog), 1813 nucleotides. It is a transcript of the gene USP18, whose product is annotated as ubiquitin specific peptidase 18. Bases 55 to 1155 code for a protein of 366 amino acids. Gene Ontology annotation, biological process: protein deubiquitination. The record is from RefSeq and is a predicted model, not a curated record. Lineage: Eukaryota; Metazoa; Chordata; Amphibia; Anura; Ranidae. Gene Ontology annotation, molecular function: cysteine-type deubiquitinase activity; cysteine-type endopeptidase activity. The transcript has 11 exons. Gene Ontology annotation, cellular component: nucleus; cytosol.
CAGGAGGAACACGCGCUGACUUCAGGUGGAGCCUGCCAUGACCUAUGGAGCAGGAUGCAGGAGGAAAGCUACGUAAAUAUUCUUGUACUGGAGCCUGAAGAAGCACCGCAAGCUGUUAGUGGGGUGCAGCCCCCCAGUAAGUGCCUGUCCUAUUCCACAGGGAGGUUUAGAAAUGGAGCCACCGGACUCUGCAACAUCGGGACGACAAGCUGCCUUAAUCCGCUGCUACAGACACUCUAUAUGAAUAAGGAGUUUACGGGGAUCCUGUGCAGGAUUGGUGACCCAGAUGACAACAUGCCCCCAGACAGCCGACUACCCUAUGAGCUGCUGGCACUCUUUGAAGAAAUGCAGAACAGCAAAGAAGAUGCAGUGGCCCCAUACCGCUUCUUACACCACCUGCAGAUCCUCAGAGCAACUGUAUAUACCCAGAAUGAUGUUGCUGAAGUCUUUUCUACCCUACUGAGCCUUCUACUUCGGACAACACCCAACCCUCAACUGACAGAGAAGAUGAGAGCAUUGUAUACCAUUCAAUUGGGGGAACGUAUCACAUGUCAGAGGUGUUCCCAGCAGAGGGCUGCCAACAGCGACCUCCUAGCUAUUUCACUCCGAAUCUCCUACUCUAAGUUCCUCAGAAAACUAACAUUGGAGCGCACACUGCGGAGAUACUUUCGGUCACAUGAAACACAUGACGACAGAAACUUGUGCUCCAAAUGUAAAAGUAGCAGAAUAGUGAAGGUGACACACUUAAGAUCGUUGCCACGCACACUAAACAUUCACUUGAAACGCCUGAGCCAAAAAAAUCCGUUGCAGAAGGUCAACAGAACGCUGUCCUUCCCGCCAGUCCUUAAUCUCCGUGAGGUUCUUGAUCCAGAACACCUACCGCCAGAGGAAUAUUCUAUGCUGUGCUAUAAUUAUCGCCUGUUUGCCGUCGUGGCACAUUCUGGCACUGGCGGUCUUGGUCACUUCUGCUGUUACAUCAACAGUCACAAAGAUGGCAGAUGGUAUUUCUUCAAUGACUCCAGCGUGUGCAGGGUGUCCUGGGAUGACGUCAAAUGUACAUACGGGAACACAACCUUCCGCUGGGGAGUGACGGCAUGCCUACUGGUCUACGUACAAUCAGACGCUGCAACAGAUGACACAAAACCUCCCAUGUGACCCCAGGAUGGUAAUACAAUGGACAGUCCUCUGUGUAGUCACUCUGCACAGUCUGUAGAGACCAUGUCACAUGACUAGGCACACUCUACCAGCCAUCAUAGUACAUUGUAAUAUUUCUUUCUAUCGUGGGUGCUAUAUCCUUAUUCCUGACAUAAGCAGAGUGAAAUGUACAUUUGAUGACAUUCUGCUUCUUGAAUAUGGAUGACUUUAUUGUCAUAUUGAGAAAAAUGCAGCAAGUUGACCCAAAAGCCAUUUUUAUAUUUAGCCCAAGUCGGUUAAACAGGAGCCGACCAUCAAUGUGCAAUAACAGCCUCCUGAUGUGGCAAACUUAUGGUGGAUUGGGUUAAUGCCCAUGAGUAGCAGAAGAUACUACCUGUUUGAUCACUCUUAGGUGGGCGGCUAGUGGGGGCAGCCAAUAGACAUACCUCAGGGAGGAAGGUGCCUGCACAACGUACUGCCUGUUUAGUCUAUGGACACCUUGAUUUGUGGACCCAGCCUGACCUUCCCUAGGCAUACUGAAUGGCGCGGGUCCUGCUUUGGUUCAAGUUGAGAAAAUGUCACCUUGCUCAUCAUUCUAAUGUCACGUACAGACGAUCGGAUAGAUUUCCGACGCAUGUUGGCUCAAACUUGUCUUGCAUACACGCGGUCACACAAAUGU